This is a messenger RNA of Carassius carassius (crucian carp), 3918 nucleotides long. Its product is annotated as zinc finger protein 236-like. Gene Ontology annotation, molecular function: DNA-binding transcription factor activity, RNA polymerase II-specific; RNA polymerase II cis-regulatory region sequence-specific DNA binding. NCBI's taxonomy places the organism in Eukaryota, Metazoa, Chordata, Actinopteri, Cypriniformes, Cyprinidae. The coding region runs from base 693 to 3242 and encodes 849 amino acids. The record is from RefSeq and is a predicted model, not a curated record. The transcript has 2 exons. Gene Ontology annotation, biological process: regulation of transcription by RNA polymerase II.
UGGUAUCAAAACAUCUUGCAAGAGCGACUUUUUCCAACGAUCCAUGAGCAAUUUGGUGAUGAACCAUGCAUUUUCUAGCAUGAUUGAGCACCAUGUCACAAAGCAAGAGUGAUAAAGAAGUGGCUCGAUCAUUAAAUUGAAAUUUUGGAUCCGUGACCAGGCCACUCCCCGGAUCUCAAUACCAUAGAGAAGCUGUGGUCAGUUCUCAAAAAGCGAGUGGACAAGCAGAAGCCCACAAAUUGGGAUCAACACCGAAAACAAAUAAGGCAAGAAUGGAUCUCCAUCAGUCAGGAUUUUGCCCAGAAGCUAAUAUCCAGCAUGGCAGAGUGAAUUGCAGAGGUUAUGAAGAACAAAGCUCAACACUACUGAUGCCUUAGAUGAGUAGAAGGUCCUGACUGAUGGCAGUAGCAGAGACAUGGGUGAAAAUCAGCAGUUACAUCAGAUGGGAAAGGAACUGGCAUUGGUGCCAUUACAUGGAUUAUGCAAGAUUGUAUGGCACUGUCAGGCAAUAUUUCAGUAUUCUCUCAGGAUAUAAUGAACAGACUUACUCCAUGAGUAUUGAACAAUAAGAUUUCUUCUCUACUGCUGAAUGUACAGAAGUUGCUAUGCGCAAACAAUAAACAUUGGACAGGAUAGGUGAGACCAUUCCACAUAUUAAGUGGACUGAUCUUAUUGCCACCAAAGAAAGCCAAAUGUCUGUGGGUCAGGAAAGUGAGUUAUCAGAUGAGGGACUCUCACUGAGGACUGAGUCUAAGGACAAAGUGACCCCAGGUGUGUUUCUUGUUCCACCACAAGAUCAGACGGAAGUUAUAAAGGAUUACAGCAAGCAGAUCUCGCCAAAAAAUGAAUCGGACCAAAUGAGUCUUCAUGAAAACCAGACUGUUGAAGAUAAAUUAGCCCAUUUUCAUGAGAACACAAGGAGUCUACCAACAAACAUGCAGCUGAUAUCCAAGAUACAGUCUGAUAACUCUACGACAGAAGCUUGUGAGGUAACAACCAAAGCUACAAACAUUGAUAACAUCUCAUCCAAUGAUUUACUAGAGAUUAAGGUUCAACGACAAUCUAUUUUAAAUAAAGAUUUUCAUAAUGACGAACUACUCUCACCUGGUGGAGGCAAUCACACAAGCAAGGAGUUGUGUAUUGAGAAUAAUACACAGGUUGUUGAUGUUGCACAUGCAAGAGGGAGUAAACUUAGGAUGGACCUAAAUGCAAACAAAGAAAAAUUUGAAUAUAAUAAAGACUGCAUUGAAGAUUAUAAAACACAAAUUUUAUGUAAUGUAAGAGAGGAGAUACUUGAUAUCGGAAGUAACAUGGCAGUGACAAGUUCUUUGGGACAAUAUGAAGAAGACCUGGUAUUAGAUUUAAGCCUACCAAAAAAGAAAGACCGAAAUACGGAAAGGAAGUGUGAAUGGGUUGUAGACCCUGAAUAUGAAGGUUCACUUCAUAUGGAAGUUGAUGAAAUUGAGGAGGAGCCUCAACAUGUAGAAGUGGAGCAGGAGGAUGAUAAUGAAAUUCGCUGCAUUUCAUCAGUAAGUGACACUCAUACAUAUCUGCCUCAGCAUUGGGAUGGACAUCUUUCCUCCUCUUCGCUUGAAGCUAUGCCAACUACAUCGUAUCCCCCAGAUCCGAUGGAUACACUACUUAUAGAUGACCAGGGCAUUCCUUACACACUUACCGUAGAUGGACAGAAAGUUCCACAAAUUGAGAAUAUGCAACAUGCAGAGGACCUCUCUACACAAACAGAUCUAAGCCCAAGACAAGCUGAAGAUAAGCCCUCAUUCACUGCUGAUGUACAGGAUAUUGCAGACUCCAGACUACAAACACUAACCAAUUCACUGUGUCCAAAUAUGUCUAUAGGCCAUGUCUCAGUGGAAACCUCACAAGUUGCCCCAAACCAGGAGCCAAAAUCUUCUUACAGUUCUGUAGCUCUUGAUAAACCCUCCAUCAUGUCUGACUUGACAUCAGUUCCCAUUCAGAUUGUGGCUAAUACUACUGGGUCAAACACUCCCAUUCUUCUUCUUCCUCCAUCUCAGCUUCAGUCUCUUUCCUCACAGGCCUCUAAAGCUAACCAAGGGCUAAUUACCCUUUCCUUACCAGUUCCUCUUAGUCAGAACACUCAGUCCUCCCCCAUGUUCUUAGUUUUGUCAUCUCCUCAGGUGUCCUCAACUCAGAAUUCGUCUUCGCCUGGGCAGUUAUCUCAAAUUUCCUCUUCUUCCACUGUUGCACUUCCCAUAGGAUCUUGUCCACUUGAUUUGGGAUCUACAUUAAGUUCACGUCCGUCACUUCUCAGCCUCAGCACAGUAUCCUCUACCACAGCUACAGACAUCUCAGGACUGAAUAACCCUUCUAAUCUUCCUGUUAGCCCUACCUCAGAUUCCUCUAGCACUUCCACAGUGACCUCUACAAGUCCAACCAAGCAAUUCAGCACUGAUGCCUACUCCGACACAUCAGUGCCCACUUCCUUUCGGGAAGCCCUUCUCAGAUUGGCUGUGUCUGUGGAGAAGAAACAAGAAAACCAGCCUGAGACACAUUUGGUCACUACUCAUUCAUGUUCUGAAGCCACCAAGCUGGAUUCCUCUGCCAUAGUCCAUGAAAGUAAAAAUAAAGAGACAGAGGUAAACUGUGAUGGUGAGACUGAGUCUACCUCGGUAGACCAAACAGACUCAUUGGAUACCACCUCUUCUACGUCACCCAUUCGUCCCGUAUCACCUGGAAUUUUAAUCAGUGACCCAAAGAACCAAGAAUUAGGCCCUCGUCGCAUUCUGUACUGUCAGUACUGUCCGCGGAUCUUUUACUAUCUUUCGGACCUUGAGCGCCAUUCCAUCACACACUCCCAAAGCAAACCCCAUGUAUGUCACCUUUGUGGCAAGGCGUUCAAAAGAUCAAGCCAUCUUGAGCGACACAAACACAUCCAUACAGGUCAGAGAAACUUUGUGUGCCAGCUUUGCUCAAGGCGUUUUCGUGAAUCUGGGGAACUAAUGAGGCACCAGAGAGUACACACCGGUGAGAAACCCUUCCAGUGCUUAAUAUGCCACAUGCGUUUUGCAGAGCGCAACACACUGCGACGUCACACGAAGCGCAAGCACCAAGGCCAGCAGCUGGAGGCGAUAGACAUGAAGGCAAAGCCAGAAAGUGGAGAGAUUUCCCUUGCUGGUAUACAAGGAGAGCCAGAAGAGAAUGCGGAGUGGUACAGUUCAACAGUUCCAGAAAUGGAGUCUGACAGUGACACAGGGGGAGAAUGAGAACUACAUGGAAGGCAUAUUAUUGUCUAUAUUUCAUUCAUUAACUCUCGAGACCUUUACUGGUGAUGACUGAACUAGGCAAUAUUCAACUUCGGAUUCAUUCUAAUAAGCUUCAGUUAUUGAGUUAGACCUCUUGAUGAAAUACAUUUGUUUUGAUUCUUUACCUUGAAUAACUUGGAAAUACCCUUAUUUGCUUAUUUAUUGUUCUCAUUUCAGUUUUUCGCAUAUGCAGCAUCUUUCUUCAAGGGUGUGAUGUAGUUACUGUAAAAGAUUAAGAGGCUCAUUAUUGUUAUUUAUAAUUUUGUAUUAUGAUCUCUUGAAAUCAAGGAUUAUUGCAUCAGUAUAUCUAGGUCCAUUAAUGACUAGGCCCACAAGAAAUUUGCAGCCACAAAACUCCACAUAAUUGGAACAUACUUCAUUCUCAAAGUUCUUCUACACAUCUUCCUCUCCUUUCAUUGUGAUACUCUACCUGACCUGCAGGGGACAGUAUGGGGUUGCGUCCUCUUUAAACUUUCAAACUUGCAUCAUACAGAUCUUCUGACCUACCAGUGUUGUCAUUUACCCAUUUGUUUGGCAUUCUUCACCAUUUAGUUGUAGAGUUUACAGGUUAGCACAUUGUCUUGUUUUCAUAUGUUCUGUAGAAUUCUCCAGAUUACCUUCAAAAUGGAGAAGAAAG